Ictidomys tridecemlineatus (thirteen-lined ground squirrel) is the source of this 3353-nucleotide messenger RNA. It is a transcript of the gene Fbxo34, whose product is annotated as F-box protein 34. The record is from RefSeq and is a predicted model, not a curated record. NCBI's taxonomy places the organism in Eukaryota, Metazoa, Chordata, Mammalia, Rodentia, Sciuridae. Gene Ontology annotation, molecular function: protein binding.
GAGCGGGAUCGGGCCGUGUACAGACACCCGACCUGCGCUCUACCUUUGGGCGGUGAGGAAGUGGGGUCGCAUCACCUGGUCGCGCCCGCCUGGGCUCGGCCACUCUGCCCUUACUUGCCUCAGCGCAGGGCCUGUGUUAUGCACCUAAAGCCAUACUGGAAACUCCAGAAGAAAGAGCGUUCUCUGGAAGUCUGCAGGGACACUCUGAGAAUUCUUAUGAGCCAUCAAAAGGCUGUAAAUGAUGAAAAAUGCAAAGCUAGCUAUAUGAAAACAAGUGUCUUUCCUUCAACUUCUUUUAGCAAAGCAUCAUCUCGAAAACCUUUUGGGAUCCUUUCUCCAAAUGUUCUGUGCAGUAUGAGUGGGAAGAGCUCUGCAGAGAACAGCUUGAAUGUCAAAACUAAAAAGAAUGUGCCACCUGCAACAAUCCACCAGGGUGAAGAAGGAGAAGGGCCACUUGAUAUCUGGGCUGUUGUGAAACCUGGAAAUACCAAGGAGAAAAUUGCAUUCUUUGCAGCUCACCAGUGUAGCAACAGGUUAGGAUCUAUGAAAGUGAAAAGCUCUUGGGAUAUUGAUGGGAGAGCUACUAAAAGAAGGAAAAAAUCAGGGGAUCUUAAAAAAAACAAGAUACAGUUAGAAAGAAUGAGGGAUGUCAAUAACAGGUGCUACCAGCCUGAGCCAUUUGCAUGUGGCAUUGAGCACUGUUCUGUGCAUUAUGUAAGUGACAGUGGAGAUGGAGUCUAUGCUGGAAGACCUCUGUCGGUUAUACAGAUGGUUGCCUUCCUUGAACAAAGAGCCAGUGCUCUGCUAGCUAGCUGUGCGAAAAACUGCACAAACUCACCUGCCAUUGUGAGGUUUUCUGGCCAAUCUAGAAGUAUGCCUCCUGCCCCUGACCCAUUCUCUGCCCCAGGAGCUUGUGAAGAACCCACAGAAAGGGGAAAUUCUGAGGUUGGCGAACCACAGAGCGAACCAGUCCGUGUCCUAGACAUGGUAGCCAGGUUGGAGUCCGAGUGCCUGAAGCAGCAGAGCCAGCGUGAGCCUGGAAACCUGUCGCGGAAUAACAGCUUCCGUCGAAAUGUGGGCAGGGUGUUGCUUGCAAAUAGCACUCGGGCUGAUGAAAGCAAAACAAACAAAGGCAUCUUGGAGGCACCUGAUACUCAGGUGACUCCCAUGCAGUCUGUGUCUGUAGACUGUGGUCCCUCAACAGCUGACCAUUGUUCUACUAAGGGGGACCAGGCCUGGGAUAGUGCUUCUCAGAGCUGUCCCUCAUUGCCAGCAGGUGUGAAUUUCCACUUGGACAGGGCAGAAUUAGAGCCAGGUCAACAUACUGCUGUGAAAAACAACAACAGGUAUGAUGUGGAAAUGACAGAUGAACUUGAUGGAUUACCUUUUUCUUCUCACACCUACCCCCAAGCCACUGAAUUGCCCACAGAUGCUGUCAACUGUAUUAGUAGAGAGCUUGUGCCUCUUACUAACCAAAAUCCUGAUCAGAGAAGAAAAGAAUAUCUGUGCAUCAGCAUCACUGUUUCAAAGGUAGAGAAAGCCCAGCCUUCUAGUUUAAAUUCCCAUGAGGAGCCACUUCCAGGGAUGUUGUUUUUUUUGCCAUCUGGUCAACACCAGUUAGACUGUUCCCAGUUGAACGAAAGCACAGCACAGGAGUCUUCAGAGGCAGGCCAGCUUGAAGAUGCUGCUCAAAUUGACAGUGCAUCUGAGGAGAAAAGUGUUUCAGUUGAGCCACUUGCACCACCAGUUUCUGCAGUGGAAGGUACGUUACCUGUACUUGAAGCCUCCAGUUGGAAGAAGCAGGUGUCUCAUGACUUUCUGGAGACGAGGUUUAAAAUCCAGCAGCUUCUGGAGCCUCAGCAGUACAUGGCAUUUCUGCCUCACCACAUUAUGGUGAAAAUCUUCAGGUUACUUCCCACCAGGAGUUUAGUAGCUCUUAAAUGUACCUGCUGCUAUUUCAAGUUCAUUAUUGAGUACUACAACAUCAGGCCAGCAGAUUCUCGCUGGGUUAGAGAUCCACGCUACAGAGAAGACCCGUGCAAGCAGUGCAAGAAAAAAUAUGUGAAAGGGGAUGUGUCCCUGUGCCGGUGGCACCCCAAGCCCUAUUGCCAAGCAUUGCCCUAUGGGCCUGGGUACUGGAUGUGCUGCCACCGGUCUCAGAAGGGCUUUCCUGGCUGUAAGCUGGGGCUUCAUGACAAUCACUGGGUCCCUGCGUGCCACAGCUUUAAUCGGGCAAUCCAUAAGAAAGCAAAAGGGACUGAAACUGAAGAGGAAUACUAAAGUCCAGGGGAGAGGCAACAAAAAGGACUGAUCUUUUAAACCACAAAAUACCUAGAUAAACUGUUCACGCGAGUGUUGCCUCUCAGUUAUCACUUUAGGAGUCUGUACUUACUCCUUCAGGACUGCCAUCACUCAGGCAUUUUUCUAAACUCUGAACUUACCAGCUGUAUAAGAAAAAUGGUCUCAUGGUUUUAUAGUGGCGCCUCAACAUUUGAUCCAGGGUGGUAUCCCACAGCUUGAUUCACUCAGCUGCAAAUAACUAUGCCUGUUUUCUGUCAUCAAAACCUUCCUUAAAGGAUGACAGCUUGCCACCAUCAAGGACAUUGAGAGGAGUUCACUGCAGACUCUGCAGGCAGUUCCCAGAGGUUCCAGAAAUGUUUCCAGCACUGGCACCAUAUAUGAAAUAAGUGAAUAGUGUCCUAUGAAAAAACAGACCCUUGGAUGAUAAGUAUACCUAAAAAGGAAGAGUCAGGCACCUUACCCUAGACCUUGUAUGCUUGAUCCUGUGAGAUUGAUGUUUGUGAUUGAAGAUGGAUUUCAUGCCCUGUGGUGUUUACAGUGUAUAUAAUGGUUGUGUUUUCAUAGGGCUGUGAAAGUGCACAUUAAACCCGAGCGCCUUUAUCUUUAGAUGAGUGCUUUAGCCCCUCUGUAAAUAACACAAUUAAAAUACAGUUGUAUAUGAUGGAGAGCUGACUUAAAAGCAUAAUCACCACAAUGCAGCUAGGAUAGUGUUGCGGCUAUAAUUGUGUUUUUUUAAAAUUGUCUCAAAGUUUGUACAUCCUGUAUAAAAUAUGAAUGUUUCUCAAACUAUGAAUGUUCCCUGUAUAAUAUAUGAAUGUUUCUGAGAAGAAACUCUAAAUAGUUAAGAGGUUAACCUGUUGAAAGGAUACCAAAUAAUGGUUUAACUGGACAACCUUAAAAUUAGCAUAGAGAACAAUUCCUUGUUAUAUUUUAGUGAUCCACCAAGAAUGAGAGAAUAUUAUAUAGUCAGAUUAUAACAUUCUUGUCUACUUUAUCCUUUCUGUCUGGUUACAAUUUUUUUUAACUUCAAUAAACAUGCAUCUUAAAAGAAA